GACCUCUUCGGCGCCACGACCUUUGCCUCGCUCUCGAUCCUGGCGGCGGCCAUCCACUUGGCCAACGAGCGCGACGCCAAUGCGUACUGGCGGUCGCUCACGCUCUCGGUCGUCUCGCUGCUCUGGGCGCUGCGCCUUGGCUCGUUCCUCUUUCUGCGCAUCCACGGCGCCGGCUCGGACAACCGGUUCGACGACAUUCGCAACGCGCCGCUCAAGUUUUUCUCGGUCUGGACACUGCAGGGUCUCUGGGCGUUUGCAACGAUGCUGCCGGUGCUGUUACUGCACACGCACGCCGGGCCGCAAGUCGGCGUGUGCGCUGCCGACAUCAUUGGCUUGGCGCUCUGGCUCAUCGGCUUUGGCACGGAAGUCGUAGCGGAUGCUCAAAAGACGGCGUUCAAGAAGGACCCAGCGAACCGCAACGCGUUCAUUAACGUCGGUCUUUGGUAUUACAGUCGCCAUCCCAACUACUUUGGCGAAAUCCUGCUCUGGAUCGGCCUCACGGUCGUCUCGGCGGCCCAGCUGACAACACCCGGGUACAUUGUCGUCGCGUGCUUCUCGCCUGCGCUGGUGGCCACGCUCCUCAUUUUUGUGAGUGGCAUCCCGAUCCUCGAAGCCAAGGCGGAUGCAAAGUGGGGCGCCGAGCCGUCGUACCAGCAGUACAAGCAGCGCACGAGCAUCCUCAUUCCGUGGUUUACCACGUCGCACUCGCACCUCGAAGUACGUAGUCCUGCGUAA
Saprolegnia parasitica CBS 223.65 is the source of this 735-nucleotide messenger RNA. RefSeq lists its product as hypothetical. The record is from RefSeq and is a predicted model, not a curated record. Gene Ontology annotation, biological process: lipid metabolic process. Gene Ontology annotation, cellular component: membrane. Gene Ontology annotation, molecular function: oxidoreductase activity, acting on the CH-CH group of donors. The annotation marks the transcript as partial. Lineage: Eukaryota; Oomycota; Saprolegniomycetes; Saprolegniales; Saprolegniaceae. The transcript has 2 exons.